AUGACGACCCCCAACAAAGGAAACAAGGCCUUGAAGGUGAAGCGGGAGCCAGGUGAGAAUGGGACCAGCUUGACAGAUGAGGAGCUGGUGACCAUGUCUGUGCGGGAGCUGAACCAACAUCUACGGGGCCUGUCGAAGGAGGAGAUCAUCCAGCUGAAGCAGCGUCGGCGCACGCUGAAGAACCGGGGCUACGCGGCCAGCUGCAGAGUGAAGCGUGUUACCCAGAAGGAGGAACUGGAGAAGCAGAAGGCAGAGCUGCAGCAAGAAGUGGAGAAGCUGGCCUCUGAGAACGCCAGCAUGAAAAUGGAACUUGAUGCUCUCCGCUCCAAAUACGAGGCUCUCCAGAACUUCGCCAGAACCGUGGCCCGGAGCCCCGUGACCCCUGCGCGGGGGCCUCUCACCUCCAGUAUGGGGCCUCUCAUCCCUGGCAAGGUUGCUACUACUAGUGUCAUCACAAUAGUGAAAUCCAAAACGGACGCCCGGUCUUAGUGAAGCGAAUGUUGCCUGAGCUUGUCUGUGCAGGGCAAUUAGGCACAAAACCAGCCUGGAAUCCCCAAAGCACAAACCCUCCCCACAUGGGUCCGGGUUCCUUCUACUUGGCCCAGGACUG
This is a messenger RNA of Gavia stellata (red-throated loon), 610 nucleotides long. RefSeq names its product MAF bZIP transcription factor G (gene MAFG). NCBI's taxonomy places the organism in Eukaryota, Metazoa, Chordata, Aves, Gaviiformes, Gaviidae. The record is from RefSeq and is a predicted model, not a curated record. Gene Ontology annotation, biological process: regulation of epidermal cell differentiation; regulation of transcription by RNA polymerase II. Gene Ontology annotation, cellular component: nucleus. Gene Ontology annotation, molecular function: DNA-binding transcription factor activity, RNA polymerase II-specific; RNA polymerase II cis-regulatory region sequence-specific DNA binding. The coding region runs from base 1 to 489 and encodes 162 amino acids. The transcript has 2 exons.